Molecule: messenger RNA, 813 nt
Organism: Ipomoea triloba (trilobed morning glory)
Lineage: Eukaryota; Viridiplantae; Streptophyta; Magnoliopsida; Solanales; Convolvulaceae
Product: zinc finger BED domain-containing protein DAYSLEEPER-like
Exons: 3
Coding region: 1-813 (270 amino acids)
Molecular function (GO): protein dimerization activity; DNA binding
Source: RefSeq, a predicted model, not a curated record
AUGUAUCUUGAAUCAAAGCUUUCUGUGCAAAGCUUAGUCCUCCUUCUGAAAGGAUUCUAUGAGAUGGUUGUGAGAAUAUCUUGUUCUCUCUAUGUCACUUCAAAUAGUUUCUUUUCUAAGAUUUCUGACUUGGGUUGCAUGCUGGAUGACAUGAUUACAUCUGAUACAAGCUCUGAAAAGGAAAACUGUAUUUUUGCAAUGGGAUCCCAAAUGAAACAAAAAUUUCAGAAAUAUUGGGGAGAUCCAGAGAAAAUGAACUUCUUGAUAUUUUAUGCAAAUAUCUUGGACCCUAGGGAUAAGAUUGAGUAUAUGUCUGCCCAAUUUGCCCAACUAUAUGGCGAAGAAAAAGGAAAAUCGUGCUUUGAUAAGGUUCAAUCUUCUAUGGUUGAGCUUUUUAAUGAUUAUGCAGCCACCUAUACUGUCCCCUCUAGUACUGUCACCUCUGAACCAGUUAAUGUCCAUUCUCAGACCUCAGUAAGUUCAGUUGGAAGACCUCAGUCUAGAUUGAAAAGCCAGCUGAAAAAACAGAUAAUGGAGAGUGGUGGAAGUAGUAAGCAGACUGAACUGCAGAUUUAUCUAAGUGAAAACAUAGUGGAAGAUGGAGAGAAUGGAGAGUUUGAUGUGCUUAGGUGGUGGAAGCUUAACAGUGAUAGAUUUCCAAUUCUAUCUAAAAUGGCAAGGGAUGUGCUAACUGUUACAAUAUCAACUGUUGCCUUUGAGAGUGCAUUCAGUACUAGUGGUAGGGUAUUAGAUGCCUUUAGGAGUUCCUUAACUCCUAAAAUUGUGGAAGCCCUUAUCUGUGCACAAGAUUAG